Messenger RNA from Phasianus colchicus (ring-necked pheasant), 3448 nucleotides. Lineage: Eukaryota; Metazoa; Chordata; Aves; Galliformes; Phasianidae. The record is from RefSeq and is a predicted model, not a curated record.
CCCUAGGGACCGUGGGGAACAAAUCCACCCGACGGGGCACAGAGGAGGAGCAGUGCUCCUGGAGGAGGAGCGGGUGCUGAAGGGUUAACAGGGAGUGUUUGCAGCCGGUCCCUUAUCACCAAGGAGAAGAGAACAGCUCUUGGGAAGGAAACAAAACACCCACUGCCCAGGAGGGCAAUUUCUGCUGCCCUACAGCCCUGGACCCCAGCAGCGCUCCAGCACCCCGCUGUCACCCUCCUAGUGGCACAGAGCAUGCGGUGAGUGGGGUGGGGAGGUGGGCUGGGGCAUCUUCUCACAUCCCCACCUGUUUCCCCUUGCUUCCUCCCAGUUUGGGGUCUUAUGGCACAAUGGGGACGCCGGGAGCUGCGGUGCGGAGCAUCCGUCCCUAUGGGUCCAGCCAGCAGUACCUGUAUGCCAUGAAGGAGGACUUGGCUGAGUGGCUGAAGGAGCUCUAUGGGCUGGAUAUUGAGGUGGACACCUUCCUGGAGGUGCUGGAGACGGGGGCUGUGCUCUGCUCCCACGCCAACCACAUCACCCGUGUGGCUGAGGACUUCGCCCACACCUGUCCCAGUGCAGCCCAGCACCUCCACCUGCCCACCGUUGGUGUCAGCUGCAAUCCAGGAGCACAGCCAGGGACCUUCCAGGCCAGGGACAACAUCUCCAACUUCAUCCAUUGGUGCAGGAAGGAGAUGGAUAUCAACGAAGUCCUGAUGUUUGAGACGGAGGACCUGGUGCUGAGGAAGAACGAGAAGAACUUUGUGCUGUGCCUGCUAGAGCUGGCACGCCGUGCUGCCCGUUUUGGCAUGUGUGCCCCCACCUUGGUGCAGAUGGAAGAGGAGAUCGAGGAGGAGCUCCGCCAGGAGAUGGACCUGCCUCCUGCAGGGGACCCCCUGCCCCGUCCCCACAGGAAGCCCCAGGACCUCCACAACCUUGACCAGAUGGUCCAGCACCUGGUGAGCCGCUGUACCUGUCCUGUCCAGUUCCCCAUGAUCAAAGUGUCAGAAGGGAAAUACCGUGUGGGUGACUCUGACACCCUCAUCUUCGUUCGGAUCCUGAGGCAGCACGUCAUGGUGCGGGUUGGAGGUGGCUGGGACACUCUGGAGCACUACUUGGACAAACACGACCCGUGCCGCUGCACCUCGCUCUCCCACAAACAGCUCUCCAGGACCAGACCCUCCCAGCAGCCGGUGCAGCACGAGGUGCAGCUCUGUGCAGCCCCUCCAGACCCCGGCCACACUCACCCCACUCUGCUGGUCAGUCGCUCACAGAGCCCACUGCCCCCCGUCACCUGGGCACCCCACAGCCACCGCCACCACCCCUGGACCCCCGCCACCACCCCCAGCCCCCGCCAGGAGCCAGCACAGCCCCGGAGGGUCCCUUCGUGCAGGACACCAACACUGAGGUCACCUGCUCGAACCAUCUCCCCUGGGCAUGGGGCUGCACAGCGGGCACCCACCCCAUCCCAGGACACUGUGGGGACUCCCAAGAAGCCACAUGGGAACCGCCCAAAGUCAGCAGCACAGAGCAGGGGCACAGCCCCCAGUGCCCACCUGGCACCACCACGUCCCAAAAGCACUCAGCAAGGAGGUGGCUCAUCUGGAGCAGCUUCCAGGCAUGUAGGGGUCCCCACCACUGUGACACCCCGAGCCCACAGCCCCAUCAAAACUGGUGCCCCCAGGCUGCAGCAGGAUGCCCACAGAGCAGUGCAGAGCAGGAAAAGCCCCAAGGAAGGGAACCAGAGAGCCCUUGGACGUAGCCAUCCGUCUUCACACCCAAAUUCCCCGAGUCAACCUCCAAAGCAGGACAGCAACAUUAAAACUCAGAAGAAAACCAGCUCAGCCAUUUGCCGGCCCCCCACCCCUCUGACCCAUUUUGCAAAUGGAUGUGAGAGCUGUGCUGCUGGGGAGAGUCCUCAGUGUCCCCCCCUGAGCCCAAUGCCCAGGGACACUGAGAGCCCCGCGGUGCCAGGGAGGGUCUGCAGCCACAACACGGAAGUUUCAGGGCUGCGGGGGUACUGGGGGCACUCUCAGCCCCCUGACUAUGGGAAGGUGCUGGAGGAGCUCACCAGCAACCGGCAGCCCCUGCGUCCUGUGGGGAUGGGCAACAGAGUGUCCUCAAAGCCCUCAACCACACAGUGUGCCAAUAUCCCAGCCGGGGGGUCCAUGGAAGGGCCAGUUGUGGGGGACCAGACCCCGCAGAGCACUGUGCCCAAAGCCCGGCGGUGCCUCAAGAAACCCGAGCGUGUGCCCUCCAUCUACAAGCUGAAGCUGCGGCCCAAGGUGCGUCCCCGGCGGGACCACCGGCCCGGGAAGGGUCCUUCACGCAUCCCCACCCCGCUGGGGCAGCGCCUGCCCCGUACCCGUGGCCAGCAUCGCCCCACAGCCCCCCCAAAGCCCCCACAGCCCAGGGAUGCCAAGCCCUCAUUGAGUGACAGCGGUGCGUGGCUCACUGAGGAUGAUGAGGAGGCGUGGGUCUGAGCCAUGCCCGUUGGUUUGGGUCAGGGAUGGACCUACCCACUGUCAGAGCUGCAAUGCCAAGGUUGUGAUGAUGAUCCCCUUAUCUGGCAUUCAACCAAGCCAACUACCCCACUCUUCAGUCUUCCCCAUCUGCAUAAUGGAACCAACGAUGCUCGUGCCUCACCCAAAGCCCCACCCAACCCCAUGAGCUGCUCAGGGCAGGGGAACACAUUUUUGGCCAUUGGCAAACCUCUGUGUUGGCAUUUCCAUGGCUGGGGCUGUUCCAGCAAGGAUGGAGCCCAUAGAGUUGGUCACUGCCCCACCAAGGCAAUGGCCAUUGAUGCUCAUACAGUAGAGUUCUCCCAGAGCCUUCUGUACCAGUGGCUCUUCUGGGUGGGUGAUGGAAGAAGACCCAGAGGGUUUGGGGGCUGUGGUGGAGCUGCAGGGUCCGGCGCUGUGAGCAAGGAGCAGCGAGGCAAGUACAGAACAAAGGGGACAGACCUGAUUUUAAUUGGGUUCCAAAUAAAGGGGCGCAGGGUGGUGUGGAUGCCUGGGGAUCUCCAGUAAGAAGUCCAUGGGGAAGAGAAUGCCAUGUCCAGGCACCACGAUGCUCACCGAAGUGGGACGAGAGGAGGAGCAUCCUCAUCAGCGCUGCACCCAGCCCCAUGUCACCACUUGGUCACCAUGUAUUGGGGCAGAAAAUGGCAUUUUCCUUCCUGCUUCCCUUGGGGACAGCUGGGGACAUCCCCAGCCCCCAGGAUGGGAGCGGGUUGUUUCUGCAGUAGGCAUAGAUCCAGGUAGGAAACCCACGGCGAUGGCUGGCGAGUGGUAACACUUCAUACUAAGGGUUUGUUUAUGGGGAGGACAGUGGAGCUCCAUUACUGCUGUGGAUGGGGAUGUCCUGGCCCCUGUUGGCUGCCAGCCCCCUGCCCAUGUUUUUGGGGAGUGGGGUAAUGCUGCCAAAGCGGUGAGAGUCAUUAUUACUGAUACAA